Anolis carolinensis (green anole) is the source of this 3757-nucleotide messenger RNA. It is a transcript of the gene msgn1, whose product is annotated as mesogenin 1. Gene Ontology annotation, molecular function: protein dimerization activity; DNA-binding transcription factor activity, RNA polymerase II-specific; RNA polymerase II cis-regulatory region sequence-specific DNA binding. The transcript has a single exon. Lineage: Eukaryota; Metazoa; Chordata; Lepidosauria; Squamata; Anolidae. The record is from RefSeq and is a predicted model, not a curated record. Bases 457 to 1122 code for a protein of 221 amino acids. Gene Ontology annotation, biological process: regulation of transcription by RNA polymerase II; mesoderm formation. Gene Ontology annotation, cellular component: nucleus.
AAGCAACAUUCAGCAUAAAUGUGUCCUUAUUCUGAAGGUUUGUACUCAGAGACAGACCUAACGUGUGAUGCAAAGUCUAAAAUAAUGGGCAUUAAACCUGUGGCUUACUUUCUCUGUUUCCCUUCCUACCUACCGCCUGUUAUUCCCCAGGGCAGUGUUAAAUGUAGAUAAGAAAGGUUCAAUUGGUUUUGUUACAAGGCUGAUAAUCUCCCCCCUCCUUCCUUCAUUGAUUCACUGUUGCCUGUUAGUUGGCUUAAAUGGGUUUUAGCCAAAGAUUGGCAAUUAUCAUAAAAAAGAAGGUAACACGCCAGGGAGUUCAUUUUCCUUGUUGACGCUUGCAUUCGUUUGAAUUCUUCACACCCCAGCCCAGUUUCCCACUUUCUCACUUGUCAACCUACCCACCCCCUUUGUCAUAAAAAGGGUCUCACUAGACCCAAACCCGCAGACUUGGCUUGCAUGCCACCCACAGGGAAAUUGUCUGCUGCUGCUGCUUCCCCAUCUCUCAAGCUUUCCUCCCAAGGAGAGGCAAAGUCCAGGACACAUUGGAGAUACAUGGAGGGGAACAUGGACUCUGAGAACCCUCCUUUCUUUACUUCAUGGGACUGGAAGAAUGCUUCAGCCGGAGCAGGAGCUGGGCCUUUGGAGCUCAGCCAGAACUCAUCCCCUCUGAGCACGUCUCCAUCCCCUUCCUUUGAAUCGUACUCCUCUUCUCCUUAUCCACUCAUGAUGGAGAUGCCCUGUGCCAACAGCCACAGCAGUAGCACCACUGGCAGCAGGACUGAAAGUGGCCUCGGCAACAGCAGCCACAGCAACUUAAGGGGUAGCUGCCCCUUGAUGGAGUUUCCUUACAUGUACCUUCCAGGUCCUGGACAGGGCAUCAAAGGCCAGAGGGGCUCCACAGUCAGGAUGUCGGUCCAACGCAGGAGGAAGGCCAGCGAAAGGGAGAAGCUGAGGAUGAGGACCCUGGCAGAGGCUCUGCACACUCUCCGCAACUACCUGCCUCCUGUCUACAGCCAAAGAGGCCAGCCUCUCACCAAGAUACAGACUCUGAAAUACACUAUCAAGUACAUCAGUGAGCUCACGGACCUGGUGAACAAUGUCAAGCAAGGUCAGGUGCCUUGAAGGUGCCUUUGCACGUCUUCUCCGCCUGAAAAAGAACAAACCCUUCCCUCUUUUCUUGAAUGUCUCAGUUUUAUCUCUUGUCUUGAGCAUUUUCCAUUGGAACUAUUCAACACAACAAUUAUAUUCUACUGACUAUUCUCCAGGAAUGUCCAUAACCGUAUGGUGACAUAUCAGCCAGUUGUUGCUUAUUUCUUGGGCUGCAACAAAGAAGGAAUCCAUAGGAUCUGCAUCAGGUCACCAGUCAUAGGUGACCACAUUUCAUCUUUUUCUGCCUGUUUCAUAAUGGUGCGAUAUCCCCAAAUCUCUGUGUAUAUGUAUAUAUUUUAAUUAUGUCUAUUGGUGGAUAGGCACUUUAUAUUAGCAGAUGGAAAAUAAUGUAUGCUUAGUUGAAGACUUGCUGCUUAAUGAAUGCCCCACAAUAGCAGAGGGUGGGUGGCUUUUAAAUAAAAAGUUGUGUCCAAAAAUUAUUUGUAUUAUAUCUCUGAUUUAAGAGAUUGGAUUCAUGAGUUUGAGUAAUAAUUUUUUCUAACUGUUAUUACUACUAGCCUUUAGAAAGUAUUUAUUGUCAAAUGUCAUCAGAUCAGCUCAAGCUAGUGUUUUUCAUAAUAUGAAGUGAAUUGAUCAUGCUGAUUUAACUCUGUAAUCCUUUGUUGCUUUGUAAAUGCAAAAUUGCUUAUUAUUGUUAUUUGAAAAAAAUUCAUUGACACAGUUGCAUAAGGUAUAGUAACCAGAUCUAGAAAGACAUUUAGGGUUUUUUGGAGUGGUGGGGAUGGAAGGUUGUUUCUUAUUUUGUCUUUGCUUUUUAAGCAGGAGUAACAGAUAAAAGAGCAAGAGUUGGAAAAAUAUUUAUUUGGACAAAAACUUCCAUUAUCCCCAGAUAUCAUAACCACUGGCUGGGAUUAUGGUCCAAAAUAGUAACCUUUUCCAAGUGCUUUAUAAAACUCCCAUGCAAAAGAUAGGAAAACAGGAAUCAUCAGAAUGUUAUAAGAAUAUUUGGGAUUUCUUUUUGUAAAGGUGACUGUGACAAUGUUAUAAUUUACACACACACACACACACACACACAUCCAACACAAUGGAGGGCCCAUCCAGACAGGCCCUAUAUCUGAUCCCAGGUUUCCUGCUUUAAACUGGAUUAUACGAGUCCGCACUGCCAGAUAAUCUGAGAUAAACAGAAAAACUGGGAUCAGAUCCUGAGAUAUGGAGCCUGUUUGGAAGGGCCCUGAGUAAUUAAGGCAUGAUUCUGCAAAAACAAUGCUUUGUCCCACUGAAAGCGAUUGCAUGGAAUGUAAUUGAUCACUACAUAAAGUUCUCUUGAUUUCAGACACAAUUUGUCACAAGUUUUUGUCCCCUGAUUGUCCCCCUCAAAUAAGUUAUACAUUUCCCAGGUCAAUAGAUGUAAUCCGUGGGCUGCUUAAAUCAUGGCAAAAAACCUGCUCAAAGUGCAUUUGGGUAUGCAGUGUGUUUGUAGAUCAUCAGAUAUAAACAUCAUAUAUUUGUAUAUUUCAGUGAUAUACAAUAAACAUGCACUAAACAUGGAUGCCAAGGGCCUAUGCAAUUUGAAGUUUAAGACAAUAUCUUAUGCAAAAUGACUUUUUGAGUUGGAAAUGUGUCCUAUCUGAAGCUUUCUGUGUUUUGGCUGGCUCUUCUUGUUACAUUAUUAGCAUGUAAGAUGUGUACCUCUAGCAUCUGUUGUUUAUAAUACCUGAAACCUCAAAUCUAACCCUUGAGCACAAUCCAGAUCUGUUAAAUGCUAAUAACUGCUCUGCUGUUGGCUGCAAUUAGUUUAGUGAACAACAAGCAGAAGAUUAAUGACCAAGAGAUCCCAAAUUUAUAUCAAAGCACCAUAUUAUUGUGCCAAAGGUCCUAGGAAGAGCCUUUAAAAGUUGCUUUGUGAGUGCCUUUAAUCACUGGGAUGUCUAAAAGUUGUCAUGCGUUAAUGAUCCUUCCCAUAUUCUGGUUCUAACCUGCAAUUUAAGACCAGUGUAGUUGUCCAAAUUCCACCAUAUCUCUUAAAUUUGUGUAGUUUCCUAAAGGAUUCAAACAAGCCACCACCACUGUACUCCUGAAUUGUAGUGUGUAUCAAAAUUUGGGGCUGGAUCUACACUGCCCUUAACCCCCAGAAUCUGAUCUCAGAUUAUCUUCUUAUCCCAGAUUAUCUGGCAGUGUAGACUCAUAUAAUCCAGUUCAAAGCAGAUAAUCUGGGAUCAAAUUCUGGGAUAUAAGGCAGUGUAGAUCCAUCCUGGGUUGCGUGAUUCAGUGCUUCCCUAAUAUGUAUUUUGAAAACCUAUUGGCUAUGUUUAAAGUGUAACGAACUCAAGCAGAUGUUAUCAGUUGUAAAUACGCCACUAAUUCUUCUUGUGACACUGUUUGUUUUUCAAUAUUCUAUUUGAUUUUCUUCUAAGAUGAGAUCUGACAAUAUGCUGCAGAAUAUUAAUAUUUCAAAUAAAUAUCUAUGUACUUACACAUAUAAACAUAUGAAUGGAUUUAACCAUAUGUCUUAUAUUUUUAUAUUGUAUUUAAUUGUUCUUAAUGGAUUUUAUAUAUUGUUAUGUUUUUAACUAUGCGUCUGCAUCAAAUUGUUGCCAAUUGUGUAAGCCGCCCUGAGUCCCUUCGGGUGAGAAGGGAGGGAUAUAAA